Messenger RNA from Poecilia latipinna (sailfin molly), 1527 nucleotides. RefSeq lists its product as uncharacterized. Gene Ontology annotation, cellular component: plasma membrane. The record is from RefSeq and is a predicted model, not a curated record. The transcript has 4 exons. Bases 262 to 951 code for a protein of 229 amino acids. Lineage: Eukaryota; Metazoa; Chordata; Actinopteri; Cyprinodontiformes; Poeciliidae. Gene Ontology annotation, biological process: phospholipase C-activating G protein-coupled receptor signaling pathway; positive regulation of Rho protein signal transduction. Gene Ontology annotation, molecular function: G protein-coupled receptor activity.
UGUUUGAAGCGACCCUGGACAAAAGACUGCCAGCAUGCUUCUUCCUGACAUCUUCAACAAUGAGAACUCCCGGCAGAUUGACUAUUUACACGCCAUGAUGGUGGACUGCAGUCGGCUGGGACUGAAUAACGUCUGGUUCGCCACUGACAUUUUCAUCCUGAUCAUCGGGUUGGUGGCCAACGCUGCUCUCCUUUGGUUGUUUUUUUUAAAGAAAGGAGAAUACUCUCUGCUUCACAGGUUCUUGGCGUGAAUCUUGUCCUUAUGGAUCUGCUGUACCUCCUAAUUAUGCCUGUUGAGUUGCUUUACAAUGGAAUGAUGGAACCAGUCAGCACAACUAAUUAUUCAGUGUCUAGCAGUUCACCGUAUGGAAUUAAGAUAACAAAAGACAUCUUCAGUAUGUUCAACCUGAUUGGUUGUCCACUGCUGUUAGCCUGUAUGUGCAUUGAGCGCUAUGGGGCGGUGGUCAGACCGGUGCUGUACCUGAGGCUGAGCAGACGGGAGUAUCGCAUGGCUGUUUCUGGAACGGCAUGGACGCUCACCAUGUCUUUUUGUUUGGCCAUUGGUUUGAUGCAAGAUAUGGUUAGGAUGAUGGUGCCUGUGUCUAUCAUCAUAUCCUGUCUCUUCCUGAUAAUGCUUGCCUCCCUCUGGGGUGUGGUCCGGUCACUGUGGCUGAAAAGUUCUGCCCAAAACCAAGCCCAUGGUGUGUCCUCCUCGAAGAGACGGGCAGCAAGUAACGUGCUGGCUGUGAUGGUGCUUUCAGUGAUGUCUUUCCUCCCAGUCCUUGUGAUGUUUCCUGUUGUCCUUUAUGAGUAUUACCGGCAUUCAGCAAUUAACAAUGUGAUGUGUACUCUCUUUGAAUUAUCAAGGCUGUUCCCUAAGUCUGGUCUCAUCAUAGGUCCUCUGUUCUAUCUGUCCAAGGCAAGACGAAUAAAUGUCCUUUGUAGGAAAUAAAGCUUCUACAAAGGACAGUGAGAUGAAUAAAGGCAACUGCACCACAAUCAAUUAAUUGAAUUUGCUUGGUUCCCCUCUGAUGUAUUAAAAUAACGUUUGGUGUGAAAAUAAAACUGGAGUGAAUUAAAUAUUCUGAAAAAUUCUCUUUUACUGUCAAAGUGUUCAUUGCCAGCCAUCUGAAUACAACAUACAAACAUCAGAACAUGUCUUUUCAUCGCAGGAUAUGACCAGUAUCCAUUAGUGCUCUACUUAUAUGACACAUGCCAACAUACAUCAUGAAUCAAUUUUGUUUUUGAAUUGAUGAAGAAUUUCAUUUCUGUUUCAUUUCACAAGCGAUGUGUCGUCAAGGCAAUAAUGUCAUGUUUUCAACAUUUGAGGAUCCAGUGUGUCACAACUGCUGUUUGUUUGCUGGUUGGAAAAUAAAACAGAUUACAUCUUGAUCCCAAAUAUAUAGCUUAUUUUCCAACCCAGGAAUCAUAUUUGCAAAUGUGAAUUCAAACACCAUCUUAUGACGGAUAAAACCAAUCUGCAAGACAAGGCACAUGAAAAUAAACACAAAGCAUCUGAGUGCUUGAC